Messenger RNA from Rubroshorea leprosula, 516 nucleotides. The record is from the annotation of a GenBank genome assembly. Lineage: Eukaryota; Viridiplantae; Streptophyta; Magnoliopsida; Malvales; Dipterocarpaceae.
GGUUGUGUGUGCCACAGCUUAAAAUGCCAUCAGCCCUUGACCUCCUUCAAGUUCAAGCCAUAAGCAAAGCAAAGGAAUGUCUAGUCAGUAGCACCCUCCUUUUCAUCAAACCAAGCCAUGCAAGACCAGGCGGAGAGCCAGAUAUACAUCCUGAUCUCAAGAGGAGGGUGCAACAGAUCGAGGCAGUAGGAGUUUCAAAGCGUAGAGGGGCAAUUCCGACAGAUGCAAGAGAAGAACGAAAGCGAUCCAGCUGCAGCAGAAAAUCAAGCAGCGGGUGCGGGUCCAACAGGCAGGAGAAGCUCGAAAGUGAUCUGCAUCAGAAAAUCCAUCAGCAGGUCCACGCUACAUUUAGCAGCAUUCGGCUAUAAGCUUCCCAUGAACCGGCAGCGGCCCUUCCUAGCAUGCGUGUAUCUUCCUCCUGGCGAUGACCUUAUGAUACAUUUUAUAUUUACAUACGUUCACCAAAUCCAUCUAAGGAGACAGCUUGUCGUUUUUCAAGAAAGAAGGAAUGUUAAA